AUGAAAAACUCCUUUGAGGUUGCUGAGGAGCAACAAAAUGAAGUGCAAAGGUAAGAUCAUAUUCUUCAACUUGGAAUUGGGAUUUUGCCUGUGUGUGAAUGUUGCGCAUAUCUAUCUAUCAUCUCUAUCUAUCAUCUAUCUAUCUGCUAAAAUAUAUCCCCAUAUCAAUAACUAAAAUUAAAAUGAAUGUGUGGCAAUGUAUGAUAAAUAAUAAAAUGUGAGAACAGAAAAAUACACACCACACAAUAAAAUUUGGUUAGAAAUCUGGACAAAGAAAGCAGUACUUCUAGCUUUAAGGAAGUAAAAAUCACUGUUUGGCCUCAGUCAUAUUUGAUCCAUAAUUUGAUAAAAAGAAAAUGGUCACAGUCAGGAAUUGACAAAGUUGUCUGUUGAACUGAUGACACCCAAGUAAAGAGGGUUGACUGGAUGAGGCAAAAAAUUAGAUAUAAGACCUGUGUAAUCAUGCUUUACUUAUCUUAACCCUGAUUGCACAUUAUGGGUGAAGUUCAAUUAACUUUUAUUCUGAGUACCUAUAUUGAUAUUAAUGAACAUAGCCAAGGUAGGCUCAUGGGUUUCCAUAGGUCAACUGAGAGUCAACAAAAAACUAAAACAGCACCAAUGUUGGGCUGUUAACUCUAAUGUGAACUCAUGAUUUAGACUAUAUUUAUAAACCAAGGUUUGCAUGAACCUGGUUUAAGCAUUGCAUGUUUAUUGGUUGACACAAUUUUAUUGCCUUGGAAGGUUACAAGCAGAUGGAGCAUGUGUCACCCAAUUCAUGCCUUGUAGAAAGUUUUGCAUUUAUUUGAAAUGAGACAAGUAUGCACACACAGCGUUGGAUUGGUUGGUUUGGGGAUUAACUGACAUUGUGAUGUGUAACACAUGGCUUUCCUUAGACUCACUGUUGCCCUUUCUCUGUAGGGAAGAGGUUAGGAUGGGGGACGAGAACUUUACUUCGAUCAAAUAUUUUGUAUUGGUGGGACUGUCAAAUGACCGAAGGACACAGAUUCUACUCUUUGUGGUGGUCUUCAUCAUCUACUCCCUCACCAUUAUGGGGAACCUGGUGAUCAUCAUCCUUGUCCGACUUGACUCUUCCCUCCACACACCCAUGUAUUUCUUCCUGACACACCUGUCAAGCCUGGAGAUCUGUUUUGUCACCAGCACUUUGCCCCAGAUGCUGGCUCACCUCCUGUCUGGAAACGGAGUCAUUUCUUUCACCCACUGCACUCUCCAGAUGUAUAUUUCGUUGUCCCUAGGUGGUACCGAAUGCCUUCUUCUCAGUGCCAUGGCCUAUGACCGCUACUUGGCUAUCUGCCACCCUCUAUUAUAUGCUAGCAUCAUGGGCUGGGGGCGCCAAGUCCUGCUUACUUCACUCUGUUGGGCAGGUGGCUUCCUCCUAGGUUCUAUAAAUGCAGGUAGCACCGUUCGCCUCCCCUUCUGCGGCCCCAACCGCAUCAACCACUUCUUUUGUGAGCUCCCGAUAGUGCUGAAGCUUUCUUGUGCUGACACGCACCUCACGGAGGCUUUCAUAUUCGUGGCAUCCGUACUAUUGCUUAUAAUUCCUCUGACGAUUAUCCUUAUAUCCUAUGGGCUUGUUCUCUCCUCAGUAUUGCAAAUGAGAUCAACCACUGGACUGCGCAAGGCCUUCUCCACAUGUGGCUCCCACCUGAUCGUGGUCACCUUGUUCUAUAGCACCGUCAUCUCUAUGUACAUGAUUCCACGGUCGGGUUCAACUUCUGAUCGUGACAAGAAAAUUGCUGUCUUGUACAUUGUGGUCACCCCUUUGCUUAAUCCUAUCAUUUAUACUCUGCGAAACAAGGAUAUUCAUGGUGCAACAGCCAAGGCGCUGAGAAGACUGGCCAUUUUGCAAGAGUUGAGAGUUGCCUACUAGAGUGAAUAAUGUGCAAAUGUUGCCCAAACAUGAUGCGUGUUGUAGCUGAAAACGCUGGCAGCAUUAAGAUAACUUCAACAGCGUACACAAGUUUUGAUGGAUGCAAUAAUGGAAUACAGAAUAAUACUAAUAAAAAAUUAUUUAUACCCCGCCCUCCCCAGCAAAGACCGGACUCAGGGUGGCUAACACCCGAUAUAAAAACAAAUUGAUUGAAAUACAACUUAAAAACAAGAUUAAAACACAACAUUAAAACAUUAAAAUACAGCCUCAUUUCAAUGGAAACUCAUAUCAAAAACCUUUUUGGGGAUGAAAAUGUCAAAUCUUCACCAAGGGUAACUAUCCAGACUGGUCCUACAUGGGCCAGAAAAAGCCUGGCAAGCCCCCAAAUAGGAGUUCCAUCACAGGAGGAGAAAGGAAAAAAGAAGAGGGGGAGGGAAUGGUAUCGUUUUUGUAAAAUAUGCAGUGAUUUAUGAUAUUUAAAAUGAGCCAUGGAAAGAGAAGGGAAGUCAUUGACAUAAGGAUGUAAAAUGAGUAUUUUAAAUUGUAAAACAGAAAGCUUAAUAAAAUUAUAUACAAAAAAAACAACAUUUCGCGUGUUGUUGUUUUGCAUUGUCUUUUUUCCAAUUUAUUUUUUAAAUUAAUUUUCCAAAUUAUUAAAAAUCAAACCAAAUUAAAUCAUUUAAAUAUAUUUUUUUAAAAAAAAUCCUGUUCCAAACAUAUGACCAUCCUCUCCUCUCAUAGCCACAUCAUUUCUUAUUUAGAGUCCAGUUGACAUCCUUCACUUGCUGUUAAACCAUUCUUCCAGCUGGCUGCUUUUUUCACCUUACAGACAGCACCUCCGUUGCAUGUUAUAAAUAAUACUUUUCACGUGUGUAGUCCUUCAUAUACAUUAUUAUCCCGGACCUGGUGUGCUGGGAGAGUUAAUUGCUAUCUUCCAUUGUUCAGUUCUUUGCAGUCUUUUUCUGGACGGUACAAGGUCACAUUUGAUUCCUCCCACUGUUUACAGAAUAGCGUAUGGGCUGCAGCUGUAAAUAACUGACAGAGUGAACAUCCAAACUCCACCAUGAAAAUUUCGCUCUGGAGUUCUUCCUCAGCACACAGUUAAAAACAAGAUCUUUUCUCAAAUUCAGCCUCUUUGCCAGAUCUGUUCAGCAGCAGUUCAUACUUUUUAAACAGUAUUUCUCCAACAGCACGCCUAGUCCAGUCCAGGAAUAAUUUUAAAUAAAGUCCAUUCAGCCUCAGUCAAAGGCGGAGGGCAUACUAAAACCUUGUUAAAUUCAUUGUUGAGCAUAAAUCAAAAGCCUUCCCCCUCUUCUCCGAAAUAAGAAACAGAAUAACAGGAGAGGACAGGAAAAAAGGAAGCCAUUUGAAAACCAUAAGAAAGCAUAAAAUACACAGCACCUUGUCCUUCCCCUUCCUUUCCUGUCUGUUGUAAGGAUUCUCAAGCUUCAAGGAAAACAUUCAGAUACCUUCAAGGAGCCAAGCCCAGUCCUAUUGGCAGCUGACUGAUUGCAGCCCAUUAGCAUAUGUUGGUUCAGGAGUGCCUCUUGAUUCAUGACAAUUGCCCAAAUUAUGGAGCAACCAACCACAAAUCAUGCCAGAGACGGAAGCUCGUCCAUGGGAGGGACACAUUCCCAGGUCGUACCUGCUCUGCCUUUCAAGCUGGCAGACACAGGAUUGAGCGACACAGCGGGAUGCAGUGAGCUCCCCAGACCCCAUUCAGGCACCUGCAGGCCUACUUCACCAGCUCACAGGCUAAUUUCCCAAGGCCUCCUCCUUCACUGGCCCUACUCUGCACCCUCCUAUACUUCCUUUUCCAGGCUGGAAUGCAUCCUUAAAAUGUGAUGCAACAUCCUCCUUGCCUUAUAUUGCUGUACACAACUGAUAUUUUGCAAGAAAGCUGCAAAUAAGUCUUUUAAAAUCAACACAUAAUAUGGAGUCCUGAUAUAGGGUUGUUUUCAAACCACAUUUGCAGUUCUAUACCUACUUUGUUCACCUCUGAUGGUGGGUGCAGUAUCAUUUUCUACAUUACCAGUGUUUUGGGUAUGAAUGCCAAUACAGUGGUACCUCGGGUUACAUACGCUUCAGGUUACAGACUCCGCUAACCCAGAAAUAUUACCUCGGGUUAAGAACUUUGCUUCAGGAUGAGAACAGAAGUUGUGCUCCAGCGGCAUGGCAGCAGCGGGAAGCCCCAUUAGCUAAAGUGGUGCUUCAGGUUAAGAACAGUUUCAGGUUAAGAACGGAUCUCCGGAACGAAUUAAGUACUUAACCCGAGGUACCACUGUAAUUAUUUACGCAAAAUGUUGCCUCCCAUGAACAUGAGGGAGCUAUUGACCAGCCUGUGGAAAAUCCAGCUCUUGCAGGAAUCUACAUCUUUUUUGUGUGGAAGGGAAACUGGGGAGGGGGGGGGAUAUAAACCCUAAAGGAACCUGACAUGGAGAGAGCAUGCUCAGUUUUCACAGACUACUGAGUAUUUUUUGGUGGCAGGAGAGAAAAGAUUAGGUGGAAUGGAGUAUUCUAGUAGAGCACAUGUCAUAGCUAGGUUGCUAGAAUACUCCAUUCCAUUCAUUUCUUGGAAAAUCUUUCCCUUGUGUCUUGUUAAUCGCUAUGUCAAAAGUUUCAGGCCCAAGUGGCUGAAGGUACAGGUAAAGAAUUGUUAAUGAGCUUAGGGGCCAGAGAGACAAAAGAAGUUGGAGCAGAUCCAGUGUGGGAGAUUCACAGUCUUUAUUAACUUAAUGAAUCACCAUGCCUUUGUAAAAUGGCAGGGAGAAAUCAUUCGGCACUGCUGUCUCUGUUUUAAACCUGAGAAGAGUUAGGUAGUGGAAUAAGCUAGGCUGUGAUUAACCCUCAUUUUGGAAGACUUUCAAAACUUGUUGGGGCAGCACCCAAGAAAAGCACUGACCAUAUAUAUAUUCUUUCCUCCAUAAUUGAUUAAGUUGUCUCAAUCUCUUGCCUCAGGAGAAGCUGGAUUUUUGCAGGGCUGAAUGACUGAUUGGCCAGGCCCUUGAGCUGGCUAGUAAGCCACCUCAUGUUCCCCACAUUUCUCCACUUCCCGAAGACAAUGUAAAUGUGCAAAUGAGAGGUGGGGGGAAUCUUUAUUGCUUAAGUGCCCAAUGAACAUUUAGUCAGAUAACCAUAACAAGCACUUGUGUGCAUAGAGAGAAGACUAUUGGAAGUAUAUCAGAGAAGAGAUGCAAGCAGCUGCCGUUCCAGAAUCUGUGUUUCUGUAAAAGAGAGAAGGCAGGGAGAGGCAGAUCUUACUCCAAAGCAAGAGCCCUUUCUCUGGCUCUAGUUUGUCUGCAUGCAGCCCCAGCUGAGUAAGAUUGUCUUCCAUAAACACGGUUUUAACGAUGAGUCCGUAAGUGACUGUGGAGGCCAAUUCUGGAUCCAUAUGUCCUUCCACAGUGGGGACAUUGGUUUCCGGGUGGGAGUUGAUCAUGGUGUGGAUUUGCCAAAUGUGCCUUCCUUUUGGCAUGUUUCUCCCUUGCGUCCUGAGUUUGAGUGUCUUCAAAGCCCAUUAACCACCAUCCAUCCUCCAACCGCCUACAGACACUCACAUAGGACAUUCAUUGGUUCUGUUUUAAAGGAGAGGUAGAACUGGGUAUCAUCUGUAAAAGAGAGAAGGCAGAGAGAGGCAGAUCUAACUCCAAAGCAAGAAUCCUUUCGCUGGCUCUCGUUUCUUUGUUCAUCUUCAUGCAGCCUCUGCGAGGGAAACCAGAAGCUGCAUGCAGCUUUCCUAUGAAGUCACCAGUAUUACAGUGAACUUCCCUGCCGGUUUUUUUUUUUUUUACAGCCCUCAAGAGAAAACUAUUCAGCUUUCAUAUGCCUUAAGAAAACACUGCUGCAAGAGAAAUUUCUUAACAGCUGCUGGUGAACCCUGUGCAGCAUACAAAGGUCAGAUAAUAUUGAGUAAUUUGUAA
Messenger RNA from Podarcis lilfordi (Lilford's wall lizard), 5808 nucleotides. Lineage: Eukaryota; Metazoa; Chordata; Lepidosauria; Squamata; Lacertidae. The record is from the annotation of a GenBank genome assembly.